UGAGACUCAAGCUGUGGGCGAAAAGUAAACUGUAAAAAGUGAAAGCAGUGACCUGAAAACAACCAAUUUAGUCUUAUGAACAGAAGCAGGACCAGAAGAAGGACUGGUGCAUAACCAAAGAAACAGUUCCAAUGCCUCCCAAAAGUGGAAAAAAAAAAUCUCAUAGCGCCAAUCCAGGCAAAAGGAAAACGUCAUCCAAAAAGCGCUCUUUGAGUGGCAAAUCUCCAAAGCCAGAGGUGGAUAUCCUUGGCCCUGUUGCCAUGGAGAAUCUGUAUUACAUCUCCCACAAUGCUGCUGACUGCUUGGCAUUCCGGGGGUUUGGGUGGUCUGGUUCACCUAAGAAGAAGGGAAAGAAAGGCUGAUGCUAAUAAAAUUGCCAAAUAAUCACAGAAGUGCCCAACAUACAGAAGAGUAAAGAUAAGGUAUUCUAACUGUACAUAACUGUCUGAAAAUAGCAUCUAUCAUUUUUUCCCCCUGUAAUUCACAAGGCAUACAUUUCUGUGGUAGUGGCACAAUAGCUCCUCACUAUCUGUUCCAGAACUGCUUGAACACAUCGGAGAAUCACAUGAUCACAUGCAACUGGAAGUUCCAGAGGCAGCUGUUGAGAUGGAGUUUGUUGGAACUAGCCUAUAUACUUCAGCCACCUUUGCAUAUUACAAGAAAUGUGUCACCUAAGUCACAUAUUAGAUUUUCUUGUGAUUCAAGCAACUAGGAAUCAGAGCCACUAGAGUAAUGUGUUUAUAUCAAGUCAGAAAAUGUAUUUCUUUACCAAGGAAAUCCAUUGCAUUUGAAUGGUAUAAUGUAGCCUGAAACGUGUGGAUUGUAUAUUCCAGUAUCAUGUAGUCCAUUUCAAUUCCUUUUUAACAUCAGUUCCCAAUUCCAAUACCCACUCCUUUUUAAUCAAUUCCAAUUCAAAGGAGGGACUUGGAAUUAGAAUUGAUUUUAAAAAGGAAGUGGAAAUGGAACUGGAAUUGAAAAACAAACCGAAUAUACCCUGACCCUGGUAAUAUCAUUGUUAACCACAAUUUCAAUAAUUAAAAUGCAGUUUCGAUCAUUUGAAGGUCAGUUUACUUCGUGUCCAUUUUUAAAUGUGAGAGCCAUCUUAAAUAAUGUAAUAAUAUUCUUUAAAGAUAGAGCACACAUAGUCAUAAUUUGUGUUUAAAAACUAGCAAAACUGACAAGUGGUCCUACAUGUGGCAAAAACAACAAGUGUAGAAAUCAUGUGUAAAUACUGUAUGCCCUUUUAUGGGUCCAAAUUGUGUAACUGGAUAUAUAUUUUUAGACUUUUAAUAAAGACUUCUGGUACAAUUA
Messenger RNA from Acipenser ruthenus (sterlet), 1311 nucleotides. Its product is annotated as small lysine-rich protein 1. The transcript is spliced from 3 exons. NCBI's taxonomy places the organism in Eukaryota, Metazoa, Chordata, Actinopteri, Acipenseriformes, Acipenseridae. The record is from RefSeq and is a predicted model, not a curated record. Bases 132 to 362 code for a protein of 76 amino acids.